AUGAUAAAUUAAAAAAUUAGUGAUACUUAGAUAACAAAAUUCUCUUAUUCAGGUCACAAAACUUAAUCUGAUACUAAUAUCAUUUUCUAUCAUUGUUAUGAUUAAAGUUCUAAGACUUAAUCAAAUAAAGAUAUUGACACAGAUAAAUUAAGUUAUGAAAAGAUGUUCUCCUCCAACGAAGUUGAUUUAAAAUUCGAAGAUUUUGAUACAAUACCAACUAAUUCAUAUUAAGUUGUAUCUCCAGUCUUAUCAAUUACUUCUUAUGAUUUAGAUUAAACAUAAAAAAGUUUAGAUAUUUAACAAUAUGGAAGUGUCUCAUAUAAUUAAAGAGAAAUUCCAUAAAUAUUACUUGCUUUAAGAAAAAGGAGACCUGCAUAAGUUUAACUUCCAUAAUUGUUUUAAUUUAAUUAAGAAUCAUGGAAAACUUUGUCUAAUUUUUCAUCUCCAGAUUCAUCCCCUUUUCAAAAUAAAAAAUUAUAAAUAAAAUCUUUUAUACUUAUUCCAACAUAUAAUGAAGAGGAGGAUGAAAUAUUUAGUAUUUUUAAUGAUCAAUUAAAUUAUUAUGGAUCUAUACCAUAAACAAAAAUUGAAUGUAUGAAUCAUUUAUAAUAAUUUUUGACCUUAUAUAAAAUGAGAACAGGAACAUUCCCAAAAUAAAGAGAAAAUUUAGAGAAUGAAAUAAUAAUAUCAAUGGCUAUGAAUUUAGCUAAAAUAGAAAAAAAAUUAUUUAAAUAAUAUUUUCCAAAUAAAAAAGUUUAUUUUGAAGAUGAGAAUGAUUAUACAAGAACAAAAGUAAUUAGGAGAAAAGAAAAAAGGUAGUUUACCUAAGUUGUCACUCCAAACUUUUAAUACAUUUCAAAUUGA
Molecule: messenger RNA, 864 nt
Organism: Paramecium sonneborni
Lineage: Eukaryota; Ciliophora; Oligohymenophorea; Peniculida; Parameciidae
Source: the annotation of a GenBank genome assembly